UUAUCUAACUUAUAUCGUCUCGUUCAGGAUAGGAAAUUGAACUCGUAUUCUCGAAUAAAGUGACAAAAUGACUCAUGCGUUUAAAAACUGUUCAAACCUAAUGGUCACCGGAGCCAGUCGAGGUCUCGGGCUGCAGAUAGUUGAGAGUCUGGUAACGGGAGGCUUCUCUCCCGGGAAGAUUAUUGCUACAGCUCGCAAUCCAGAUGGAGCCAAGGAAUUGCAAAGUUUGGCAGAAGAGCAUCAAAACAUACACAUAAUUAAACUGGAUGUUACAAGUCAGGAGAGUAUAGAGAGAGCUGCAUCUGAGGUGGAACAGCUUGUUCAAGAGGCGGGUCUCAACUGUCUCAUCAACAAUGCUGGAAUUAAUGUAGUUGCCAACCUUGAGACAGUCACUGCAGACAAGAUGUUGGAAAACUUCCAUACCAACUCUGUUGCCCCGUUGAUGAUCACCAAGGCCAUGCUCCCACUGCUGAAGCGAGCAGCUGCAAAAGAAAUGGGGAUGGGCAUCCACAGAGCAGCAGUCAUCAAUAUGACGUCUCUACUGGGUUCAGUUGAGCUCUACUGGGGUGAUCGUGCCAACAGUUUCAAAUGGUACCCCUACAGAACAUCAAAGAGUGCACUGAACAUGGUCACCAGAUGCUUGGCAGUGGACCUGGAGGCAGAUGGGAUCCUGUGUAUGGCUCUGCAUCCAGGCUGGGUACGCACUGAUAUGGGUGGACCUGAAGCACCAUUGAGCCCUGAGGAAAGCAUAUCCUGUGUGUUGUCUGUGAUUGGUGGUUUGACUGAAAAGGAUCAUGGGUCAUUUCUUCACUAUACUGGUGAACAGCUACCCUGGUGAUGCUGCUGAUGUUUUUUAGAUGCAAGCAAUAGAAGCUUUAUUAUUGUUUUGCUAGAUAUAUAU
Messenger RNA from Sinocyclocheilus rhinocerous, 901 nucleotides. Its product is annotated as C-factor. Gene Ontology annotation, cellular component: cytoplasm. The record is from RefSeq and is a predicted model, not a curated record. Bases 68 to 838 code for a protein of 256 amino acids. Lineage: Eukaryota; Metazoa; Chordata; Actinopteri; Cypriniformes; Cyprinidae. Gene Ontology annotation, molecular function: oxidoreductase activity. The transcript has 6 exons.